AGAGGGAGAGUGUGUGUGUGUGUGAGAGAGAGAGAGAGGGAGAGAGGGAGAGUGCGCGCGCUGCUGCAGUGACACAGAUCUGCGGAUAUAAACAAAUGCACGCAUUUGGAGACUGAGUCUGUUCCACACACACUGAGGACUGUUUAGAAGCCGUUCUCCGGCUCUGUGCCGCUUCAUGGUCCAUGUCGGUGAAAACAAGCCGCUUUUAGGAGCUGAUACUGAAUCUACACCGUGUAUUUUGAACUGCUUGUGCAUGUGUGAGGGAGAAGUGAGGAGGCAAUGACAGAGCUGAGGAAGCGCGGAGGAGCAGGAGCAGGAGGAGGAGGAGGAGGUGGAGACCCUGACAGCACUGACAAUAUCAGCGACAAGGAGGCAGAUGGAGAGGACAGACUGGGCCUGGCCAUUGAAGGGGAAGGGGACAUGGAGGGCGAGUGUAAAGCAGACACUCCUGACAUGCCACCGUCCACUGACAACACUCCACAAUGUCUCAACAAAGCCCUGGAGGGCCUGUCAUCCAGAUGGAAGAACUGGUGGGUACGAGGGAUUUUAUCACUUACGAUGAUCAUAGGUUUCUUCCUUAUCAUCUAUUUGGGACCCAUUAUGCUUAUAUUUGUGGUUAUGACUGUUCAAAUCAAGUGUUUUCAUGAAAUCAUAACCAUCGGCUAUAGAGUUUACCAUUCCUACGAUCUUCCGUGGUUCAGAACACUGAGCUGGUACUUUUUGAUUUGUGUGAACUACUUCUUUUAUGGGGAGACGGUAGCGGAUUACUUUGGUGCAUUAGUCCAAAGGGAGGAACCCUUGCAGUUCCUUGUUCGUUAUCAUCGCUUCAUUUCUUUCACUUUGUACUUGGCAGGUUUCUGCAUGUUUGUUCUGAGCUUAGUGAAGAAGCAUUACCGCCUGCAGUUUUAUAUGUUUGCUUGGACCCAUGUGACUCUGUUGAUUGUGGUAACUCAGUCUCACCUGGUCAUUCAGAACCUUUUUGAAGGAAUGAUCUGGUUUAUUGUACCAAUAUCGAUUGUCAUCUGUAAUGACAUCAUGGCUUACCUGUUUGGCUUCUUCUUUGGAAGAACACCUCUGAUUAAGCUCUCUCCAAAGAAGACUUGGGAAGGCUUUAUUGGAGGCUUCUUCUCCACAGUGGUCUUUGGCUUUAUUUUUGCCUACCUGCUGGCCCAGUACCAGUACUUUGUGUGUCCGGUAGAGUACAACAGUGAGACUAAUCGUUUUGCAGUGGAGUGUGAACCCUCAGACCUGUUUGUGAUGCAGGAGUACACACUGCCUGCGAUGGCGCAGAAUGUCCUGCGAUGGAAAACGGUGAACUUAUACCCAUUUCAGAUUCACAGUAUCGCUCUCUCCUCAUUUGCUUCACUGAUCGGACCAUUCGGUGGCUUUUUUGCCAGCGGCUUCAAAAGAGCUUUUAAAAUCAAAGAUUUUGCAGACACCAUCCCUGGACAUGGUGGUAUCAUGGACCGCUUUGACUGUCAGUAUCUGAUGGCCACAUUUGUCCAUGUUUACAUAGCGAGCUUUAUCAGGGGUCCGAACCCCAGCAAGGUGUUACAGCAGCUGCUGGUCCUGCAGCCCGAACAACAGCUCAGCAUUUUCAACACGCUGCGCAGCCACCUGAGAGAGAAGGGCAUGCUGCAUCCUGCUGCGCCGGAGGAAUGAAGAAACACUCAUUUAUUCACUACUUCAGUUAGAACAGUAAGGUUUAGAUAUUUAUCACUUCACACAACUGUGGAUGCACAGCCAUCACUCUAGAAACUCUGGACAAACAGUGCAGUGGACUUUACCUCACAUUUCCACUGCACAAACAGCUCUACAAAAAUGUGACCACAAGGGGGAGGUAUGCUUCUUCUUCUUCUUUUUCUUCUUCUCCUUCACCGAACUGCAUGUGAGACAUGUCUUCUGACAAACAGAAGGAAAGAUGGAAGCCCACAGUAAGUGAAGUCAGAGGGCUGGAAGUUGGAAAAUAGUUCUUAAUGCCAAGUUUGGGCUUUGCACUGAUUUUAAAUUUGAUUGUGGUGUAAUUUAAGAUGUGUGAUUGAAAAGCAGAAAUAGUACAGUUUGCUUCUGUGAUAAUUCUAAGAUGCACAUUGGGUUGUGAGACGCUACAAUAUGCAGGAUUAGCAUGAUGAUAAUCGUAUCGGCUGCACAAAUAAUCACCAACCUAAAACAGCAUGAGUCGUACACUUACUUCUAAAAGUAGCCCUUCUCUCUCUCUCUUCCCAUGGACUUAACAUUACUUAUACACUGUAAAAUUCCACAGCUGUAGUAGGACUUACCCUUGAGAACUACACACUUGUAGUUAUGUAUUAAUGUAAAUAGAUAUAGAUUAUACUAAAAGAUAUACAGUAUAAUAUAUAACAUAUAAUUGUGAGACUCAUAUCCUAUAUAUGUUAUAGGAAUGAAAAUAUAUGCAAACACUAGAUUUAACUUUUUUAAAUAGCGAUUUAGCAUGAUUAAUCUUCUGUGUGAAGGACAGUAUGGUGAAUUAAUAAGUUAUUUUUGUUUUUACGGAAGAUGAGAAGUAAACACUCGGUUCUUUUGUAGUGCACUACAAAAAAAAAUCAGGUUUUUAUCAUCAAACAGUGAUGUCUUAUGGUAGAAUCUGUGUGUCUUUAAAGGAGAUAGUUUGAAAUACAGAGUGAAGUAGAUAAAAUGUGUGCAUUUACUGUUAACGCAUCUGGUAGCCAUAUUGUGUGUUACAUUAACUGAUCCAAAUAUAACACACACAAAAAAAAAGGUUGGCUGAUGAGCAGAAGUCCUUCCUGUUUACCAAAGCACUGUCUCUGUACUAGUGUCUUGUACAGAUCACACUAAAACUGCAAAGUCCACUGAUCAGGAUAUCACCUAAAACAGAUUCAAACAAUUAAAAAUAUAUAACAGUUCAUACUUAAAACGCCAUUUGAUUUUCACUAGUGUCUAGCACUUUUAUAGUUUUUCUAGAGCAAUAUCUUCUGCUCAGUGUGCUUGUUAAACUUCAGCUAUACAUGGAGACAACAGAAAUCAAGUCGACUUGGUGGAGUUUUGGGACCAGACCUUUAUACAAUACAACUUAAAUCAGUGGAUAUGUGGCAAUCUGUUAGAAUGUGACUCACCACUUUCCCUUCUCAUUCCUGUCAGCAGUCAGUUUACAUGCUUCUCACUUCACUCUUUCCUCUUUCUGUCUGCUGUUUAAGUCAACCUGCUCAUGCAAUUAAUAUUUGCAAUUUUGCAUGUCUAAAAGACGUAACCAAUUCAGACCAAAAAGAUACUCUAGGUCAGGUUUGUAUAGCUUCAAAAGCAAGUGAUGCUACCAGAAUUCUGAGUUACUGCACGGUUUACAUUGUUGUUCAAGAUAUAAUACUGUUCCAGCUUACACUGUUUAACAACAACCAGGCUUCAGACUCUCUCAUUAUUGUCAUGUUAUGAUAUUGUAAUGUUAUGCUUUGUACCAAAAAGUUGGGCUCAUGUUGUACUUUUGUUUUAAUAAUUAUUUAUGGGUUUGAUUUACAGUUUAUUUUUUAACAUAAAUCUAAAGCUUUUACAUAGGGAAUAUUUAAGAGUCACCAUGGAUACAUGAACAAAGGAAAUGUGUUGGAGCAAUUUCAAAAUUUAUUAUUAUUAUUAUUAUUAUUAUUAUUAUUAUUAGGUGAAUAUGAUUUUAGAAUAAAAUAAAACCUUACAAACCUUA
This is a messenger RNA of Pangasianodon hypophthalmus (striped catfish), 3670 nucleotides long. It is a transcript of the gene cds1, whose product is annotated as CDP-diacylglycerol synthase (phosphatidate cytidylyltransferase) 1. NCBI's taxonomy places the organism in Eukaryota, Metazoa, Chordata, Actinopteri, Siluriformes, Pangasiidae. Gene Ontology annotation, molecular function: phosphatidate cytidylyltransferase activity. The transcript has 13 exons. The record is from RefSeq and is a predicted model, not a curated record. The coding region runs from base 280 to 1662 and encodes 460 amino acids. Gene Ontology annotation, cellular component: endoplasmic reticulum membrane.